This is a messenger RNA of Myotis brandtii (Brandt's bat), 1245 nucleotides long. It is a transcript of the gene APOBEC1, whose product is annotated as apolipoprotein B mRNA editing enzyme, catalytic polypeptide 1. The coding region runs from base 381 to 1085 and encodes 234 amino acids. The transcript has 5 exons. Gene Ontology annotation, cellular component: nucleus; cytoplasm. The record is from RefSeq and is a predicted model, not a curated record. Gene Ontology annotation, biological process: cytidine to uridine editing. Gene Ontology annotation, molecular function: zinc ion binding; cytidine deaminase activity; RNA binding. Lineage: Eukaryota; Metazoa; Chordata; Mammalia; Chiroptera; Vespertilionidae.
UCCAAGAAAGAAUGAUGCGUCAGUCUUGCCUUAACCUUAAUUUAAAGGAAAGGGAAAGUUUAAAAAAUUCAUAUAAUAUUAGGGAAGAACUUUGUAAUUCAGAUAUCCUAAGGGAUUUACUCUACAGCAUUUAUCAUUUGCACCAAAAGCUUUCUUGUCAACCCAUUGAUGCUAACCUCACGCCAAAUUCUCUCUUAAUCUGCUACCUGUUUGUACAGUCUAGACACCCAGUAAGUGCCUGAGACUCAGGAAUGAGUCAUUCUCUGCUCAAUCAGGUGACAGCAGUCACUCCCGAAGAAACAAUCUUAAGGCAUGUUGUUGACAGGAGCAAUCAGCACAAUAUAUAGCUCCAGGGGAGAAAAUCAGUGGCACACAGCGCCAUGGCUUCCGACGCAGGUAAAAUGGAUCGAGGUUCUUCAGCUGGUGAUCCCACCUUGAGGAGAAGAAUCGAACCCUGGGACUUUGAAGCAAUCUUUGACCCCAGAGAACUCCGUAAAGAGGCCUGUCUGCUCUAUGAAAUCAAGUGGGGCACGUGUCACAAGAUCUGGCGACACUCAGGCAAAAACACCACCAGGCACGUUGAAGUCAAUUUUAUAGAAAAAAUUACUUCAGAAAGACAAUUUUGCUCAUCCACCAGCUGCUCCAUCAUCUGGUUCUUAUCCUGGAGUCCCUGCUGGGAAUGCUCCAAGGCUAUUACAGAAUUUUUGCGUCAACGACCUGGUGUGACUUUAGUUAUUUAUGUGGCACGGCUUUAUCACCACAUGGAUGAACAAAACCGACAAGGACUCAGGGACCUCAUUAAGAGUGGUGUGACUGUCCAGAUCAUGACAACCCCAGAGUAUGAUUACUGCUGGAGGAAUUUUGUCAACUACCCACCUGGGAAAGACACUCACUGCCCAAUGUAUCCCCCUCUGUGGAUGAAGCUAUAUGCACUGGAACUCCACUGCAUAAUUUUAAGUCUUCCUCCCUGUUUAAUGAUUUCAAGAAGAUGUCAGAAACAGCUUACAUGGUACAGGCUUAAUCUUCAAAAUUGCCAUUACCAACAGAUUCCACACCAUAUCCUUUUAGCUACAGUGUGGAUAUAACUUCCUGUGACUUGGAGAUGAAUAGAAUGAUUCUUUGUAGGCUAUGAUGAUUCACUAAUGAUUGAAUGUCAUUAGUUAGAAUCUAGAAAUUUUUUGUUUCUGUUACUAUAAAUUUACAAACUAUAAAUUAUCUGAAAAAUAAAGGACUAUCCCAUUUACA